AUGGAUGCAGACUAUUCAAGAUUGAUUUUAUACAGUGCAGUAAGAUGGCUUUCAAGAGGGAAUAUUUUAUCACGAUUUUACAAUUUGAGAGAGGAGUUACUUGUAUUUUUAAUUAUGGAAGAAUCUGAAUUCAACUUUCUUGGAGACGAAGAGUGGUGGACAAAGUUGUCUUUCUUAACUGAUUUUGACUUGGUUGAUUUAAAACUUGUUGAAGAAGAAAAUAUCUGUUCAAUUAAAGAUGAUCGAACAUUGCAGUUGAAAUUCAAAAAAAUCACUCUCAAUAAAUUCUGGAUAUAUGUUUCUAAAGAAUAUCCAGAUAUAUCUAUAAAAGCACUGACUAUUCUUGUGGCAUUUUCACCCUCAUAUCUUAUUGAACAAUGGUUUUCAGCGCUUACGAAUAUAAAAAAUAAAAAACGAGAAAAACUAAAUUCAGUGGAGGAAGAAAAGCGGAUUAUAUCCUUUGGUUGGUUUGAUAUCAGUAUUCUAUUAGAUUGUUGUAUACCAGGAAAGUUUUUACUAUGCAGUGAUUUGCCGUUGCCUUCUUAA
Molecule: messenger RNA, 546 nt
Organism: Sipha flava (yellow sugarcane aphid)
Lineage: Eukaryota; Metazoa; Arthropoda; Insecta; Hemiptera; Aphididae
Product: protein FAM200A-like
Exons: 3
Coding region: 1-546 (181 amino acids)
Source: RefSeq, a predicted model, not a curated record